AUCCAUUGGUGCAUGAUGUAGACAGGAAAACUUCCCAUUUUGGAAGCCCAUAAUAUGGUUACUUUUUCUAAUUGUCCUUCUCUAUUUCAAUUACUACUUUUGAGUUUUGAUGAUGAAUGUGAUGUGUUAUAAUCAAUGAAGUUGGAUUGAGGGAUGGGGGAUUCAAUACCCAUUAGGUAAGGUUGAGUGUUUGAACCUUAUGGAUGGAAUAGAUCAAGUUGGGAGAGUUAUUUCUUAAUUGGAUUCAACAAUGCUUGAAUUUGAACUAGUUGGUACUAUUGAAUACCAAUUAAUUAUACAAAGAGGAAAAUAGGAUGUGUUAUCAGUUAUUUGGAAGAGGGAUUAAACGCUUCACUUGUAAAUAAUGGUUCAAUAUGCUUCUAUACAUGAUCCUCUUUUCUCAAAACUGUUAGAUUAGUUUCUUAAGCCAAUAGUGGCAAUCUUCUCCUAAUUAUUUUCCAGCAUUGGCUUUGUCACACAUAAAUCAUUGGCCACUUGUAAUUGCAAUGGUUCUAAGCAAGCUGUUUCUUCAUGUAGUAUUCUUAUUUGACAUGUCUUGUGCUAUUAUCACGUGUUAUGGUUCAGGAUUUAUAUCCCUGGUAGAGGCUUAAAUUUAUUUACCUUUAUUGAGUUCAAUUAAUUAAAUUCCUACAGAGCAGAGUAUGUCGCAAUGUUCUAAUUUAAUUUUACAAUUUCGGAAUUGGGAUGAUGGGAAUUCGUAUUUUAUUAUGCCUGUCCUCUUCCUAAACUUCGGUUUAAGUUUUCAAGUUUGUUUUAGAGUUGUGACUGCUGACCAUAUAUCAUAUAUACUAUUCAGGAAGGGUAUCUGUUAUUCUUCCACAUACUAACUGUAUUUUCCAGAACUUUGCGAUUAGGAGAUUAAUGGAUGAUGGUCUUGAAUAUAGAUGUCGCUGAGUCAGAGUGCAAAAUGCUUUCCUCUUUCAAUUGAAAGUGGUAAUCUGUGAGUAAAUGACUUAAAGUGAGUGUACUUGGGAACUUUCUGAUGCUUGGAGUCAUAGGUUGUUCUGUAGAUGACAUGAAUAUUGCCUUCUUGGCUAAUUCAAUUUGCCAUCCUGUUAUUCGAUAAGCUUUUAAUUCAAUGCGUGGGUCCUUAUUUACUUGUUCAAUCUUUUCUUUUGAAUUCUUGACAGCGUGACUUGGAAGUCUCAAGCUGGAUGGUCAUUGUCUAGGCCAUAAAUUCUUUUUCCAUAGAAGAGGUUAAAUUGGACAAUGGUCAAUACCAAAGACUAAUGUAUGAGAUAUUAAGGAUUUUCUCUGAUGAAGUAGACAUUUGGAGGUGCCAGUGGUGGUUAUAUUUGCAAUAAAUGGAACAGGAAGAUUGUCAGCUAUUUGCCGGUCUGUCUUUAACUACGGUUUCUAUCCUGAUAUUGCAAGUGACAGCUAUGAGUCAUAGGCAUUUGUAUAGCACAUCUCAAGUGUUUGAGAGUGAUCAUGACCAAAAUUGGAAUUCUAUACAUACUGAUCAACAGUAUGUGCACCUUGGUAGAGCUAGCACUACAGAGAAUGGCUCUUUUGUUUAUCCUGUAGAAAAUAUGCCUAUAGAUGGCAUUUCUUUUGCCUCUAAUUGGAAUUCUACCACAAUGCCAAAUGGAUUUGCAUCCUCAAGUCUCAAUAUGGAAGUACCACCUCAUCAAUCUGAUGCAUCGGGCACUACCCAUGAUCAUUUUCUGCAUUCAUCAAGUGCUGCGGGCUUCUUUGCAGUUUCUGAAAAUUAUGCGCAUCAGCCUCCUCCUCCUCCUCCUCCUCCUCCUUCUUCUUCCAAUUAUGAUAGACAGCCAUUUCAUGUUGUUGAUGGUGGUUUUAUUGAUCUUACAAUGGGAAAUGGAAGAGGACCGCACAAGCGGAAGAGCCCUGGAAUUCCUCCGGUCUGUGAGAGAGGUAGUACAAGCAGAUACGUAAGCGCUGGAAGUUCAACUGAUCUUCCAAUGUCUUCAGAACUACGGCAGGAGAAGCCAAAUAUGGAUUCUCAAUAUUUGCCUCGGGAUCAAGUUACCAUGCCACUCACCUUUAGAGGCAGUGGCCUUUCAAUCAGGGGUGAGGGUUCCUUGAGAAAUGUGAGAAGCCGUCCUGCACUUGAUUUUGAAUCCAACCCGGCUAGGACCCAUUUAUCUGGCAACCAUUCACACAGCUACUCCACUGGUCUACCCAUUGACCAUUCUAGCACAAUGGAUCUCUCUGGUCAGAGUUCUAGUACAUUAGCAAGGAAUUGGAGCCAAAUGAGCACGUCUCAUGCUCAUGGCAGGGUGCUGUUACCAGAUACAAGUGCUUGUGAGACAAGUCACUUCCUUGUUGGAAGUGGCGCCAGUAAUGCCUCUGUAGAUGUUGGGGGUUACCAUCAUGAGUUUGGUACAAGCAGAAAUCCUAUUGUGCCUCAAAGUCUUCAUAAUAAUCUGACUCAGACUGCUAGGGGAGUGCGAAGCAACUUUUCACAGAGGUCUGCUCCGCCUUUUAGAUCAUCUUCAAGCUUGCGCUUGGGACAUGUGGCAACAUCAGAUGAUGGAUUGCAAGUGGUUGCCGAUAGUUACUCCUCAAGACAUCCAAGGCCAUUAGCAACGACUGGCUGGCGGAACACUGACAGAAAUGGAAGGUCAAGGAUAUCUAGUGAUAGGUAUCGCCAAGUGGCUGAUGCACCUGGUCUCCAUGAUCGAUUUUCUUCGGAGGGUUUCAUGAUUGUUGAUCGUGGGUUGCCAUAUGGUUCUAGAAGUAUGGUUGAUCAGCAUAGGGACAUGAGGAUGGACAUAGACGACAUGAGCUACGAGGAACUACUUGCCCUUGGAGAGAGGAUUGGUCAUGUCAACACAGGUUUGUCCGAGGAUUUGAUUUCAAAAUGCAUGACGGAGACAAUAUAUUGUUCAUCUGAGCAGAGUCAGGAGGAAGGAACUUGUGUAAUCUGUUUGGAAGAAUACAAGAACAUGGAUGAUGUUGGGACGCUGAAAACUUGCCGUCACGACUACCAUGUGAGCUGCAUUAGAAAGUGGUUAUCUAUGAAGAAUAAAUGUCCAAUCUGCAAAGCUUCUGCUCUGCCAGAUGAUAUGAAGGAUAAAUAAUUCAUUUAGUUGUAGUUUAACAUAUCUCAUUUUGUAUAUAAAAAUAUGGAUAUUCCUCUAAGCUGGGGGAGACGGUCUUUCUUUUGACAUGUAAUAGGGAUGCUACUGAAUGUCAAUGCAUUUGUUUCUGGCUUCAAUCUCAUUCUGGUGAAGCCUUGAAAUCA
Messenger RNA from Neltuma alba, 3232 nucleotides. RefSeq names its product probable E3 ubiquitin-protein ligase RHG1A. The transcript is spliced from 7 exons. The record is from RefSeq and is a predicted model, not a curated record. NCBI's taxonomy places the organism in Eukaryota, Viridiplantae, Streptophyta, Magnoliopsida, Fabales, Fabaceae. The coding region runs from base 1326 to 3068 and encodes 580 amino acids. Gene Ontology annotation, molecular function: ubiquitin protein ligase activity.